AUGCAUUCUUACACACCGCCCUUUCUUUUCCCUCUUACCCCUUCUUCCAUCUUCCUCUCACCGCUCCCCAUAUUUCCAUGGCGGAGCGGGUUCCAUCGUCACCACCACCACCCCCACAGCCACCUACUCUUAAUCUUCAUGAUCCUUCUAUUUCUCCAUCGCCACCCGUUUUUGAAUCUGGCACUUACGUUGUUCAAGUCCCUAAAGAUCAAAUCUACCAUGUGCCGCCAGCGGAAAAUGCUUUACUUUUUGAACGCCACCGGAAUCCGCCACAAAAGAAACGAAGGUCAUGCUAUUAUUCUUUGUGUUUCUGUUGUUGUUUAGUCAUUGUGUUUCUUGUUAUUGCUAUUGGCCUUGGUAUUGGCCUUUCGUUUGCGCUCUUUAAAUCUGAAAACCCUGAAUUUUUAAUCCAAAGUUUUGUUGUUAAAACUCAAACGACCACCACCAAUCCUGAUUAUGAAAUCAGGUUAAAAGUGAAAAACCCUAAUCAGAAAUUGGACAUUUUGUACGUGCAUGGCGGGAUUGCUUCACUUUUACACAACAAUGAAAAGCUGGCUACUGGAAAAUUUCCAACGUUUCAUCAAGAAGAAAGUAAUUUAACAGAGAUCGGCAUUGUCCUUGAAGGGCAAAAUAUAGAGAGUGCAAAGCCAAAAACGCACGUCUCGUUAUCUUUAGCCAUGGAAAUUCCGGCGAAAAUGAAGACCAGUAGCUUCAAAACUGGGGAAGUAAAUUUUGUUAUCAUAUGUGAAUUUGCGGUAGAUACAUUGGGAAAAGGAACAAAAUUACUUUCUCAACAAUGUCAUACCAAUCGCUAGCAUAUUUAAUUACUAACUACAAGCAAAAGAUUUAAUUUAUUGGGCCAUUAUAAUGCAUUGUGCUUGCCCUAACCUCUGCUUAAGGUAGCUUGGUUUUGGUUGAUGUUAUGUAUUUAAGUGUUUGAUAAUCGCUGAGCGCAAAUUCUUUGCAUUUGUGGCAUUGCUAGUCAGAAUUUGGAAUUUAGAAUUUUACCAUUUUUGUACGACGAUCUUUUUUGUAAUUUUCUUGUUGAGCCAUAAAUUUCUCACACAACAGGGAAUAUAAUUUAUAUAGGUGUAAUGUAUCAAAUAGUAAGAUUUUUAUGUAA
Messenger RNA from Mercurialis annua (annual mercury), 1123 nucleotides. RefSeq names its product NDR1/HIN1-like protein 13. NCBI's taxonomy places the organism in Eukaryota, Viridiplantae, Streptophyta, Magnoliopsida, Malpighiales, Euphorbiaceae. Bases 78 to 815 code for a protein of 245 amino acids. Gene Ontology annotation, cellular component: plasma membrane. The transcript has a single exon. The record is from RefSeq and is a predicted model, not a curated record.